AUGCUUGCGGUUAUAUGGCUGCUACUUCUGGCAGCGGUGGGAACAGCGUUCAUUGAUGUUCACGAUGAUCUCAAAAAUAAUGAAACUGCCAAAGCCCUACCUAAUCGAACGGUUAGUGAUGGAGUUUUUCAGUUGGGGGUGAGCAAAGCUGCGGGAGUUCCAAAUCUCCGAAAAAGACAAUCCAAGUCAAAUUUGACCAAUCCUUACAUUGGUGAUAUUUACAUGAUCACUUAG
Molecule: messenger RNA, 234 nt
Organism: Sclerotinia borealis F-4128
Lineage: Eukaryota; Fungi; Ascomycota; Leotiomycetes; Helotiales; Sclerotiniaceae
Source: the annotation of a GenBank genome assembly